This is a messenger RNA of Ostertagia ostertagi, 837 nucleotides long. NCBI's taxonomy places the organism in Eukaryota, Metazoa, Nematoda, Chromadorea, Rhabditida, Trichostrongylidae. The record is from the annotation of a GenBank genome assembly.
AUGGCACUUCCAUUAACCGCCACUGAACUACGAGGCAGCGGAAUUCAGUUUGUAUUUCAGUAUCUGGGUAGUGUACCCGUAACUGCGGCUCUGCAUGAGAUGACCGCCGAUAUGCGACCACUCGUCGUUAAAGAGUGCAUAAACAUGGUUGCUGCAGAGAUCGGACUAAUUCCUCCACCUAAGCCGAACGCAAUCAUGAAACCGAAGCACGAAGCCAAAUCGAACACUGCUGAUAUGUUUGGAUAUAUAGCGAAGCUUAGGAACGAAACUGAUAGACGUUGUCAUGUACCAAGAGUAAUGCACAUCAUUGAUGAUGCUAUCCGUUUGGCCACGCUCGACAUGUCGCCUCCCAUGGCGCCACCCAUUCAACCCACCUCUGGCAUAGUUAAUAUUGAUCCAACGUUCGCCCAGGAGCCUAAGCGACAGCCUCUGGCGCCUUCACCUCGGCCAGCUAAUAGGAAUCACAUUCCUGAUCGGCCUUCCCCAGAACCUGGUGGGUCAUGUUCAAGAGACGAUCCGAAUGGCCUUCUUGGGUUGGAUUUGUGCGACAAGCCAUGGUUCCAUGGUGAACUUAAUCGUGCGAGUUCUGAAUAUCUUUUACAGAAGGAUGGUGAUUUUUUGGUUAGAACAAGUGCAAACUCGCCGGGACAAUUCAUCCUGGACGGAAUGGAACAAGGGAAGCAUCGUCAUAUUCUCCUUAUAAAUGAGGGGGUGGUUCGAACAGUCAAUAACGUGUUCCCUUCUGUGUCUGCACUUAUUCAUUACCACUAUAGUAAUUGUAUACCGAUAGCUACUCAAGAAUCUACAGUAUUCUUAUUAAAUCCUAUUUUGAGGUAG